Messenger RNA from Cyprinus carpio (common carp), 609 nucleotides. It is a transcript of the gene mlnl, whose product is annotated as motilin-like. NCBI's taxonomy places the organism in Eukaryota, Metazoa, Chordata, Actinopteri, Cypriniformes, Cyprinidae. The record is from RefSeq and is a predicted model, not a curated record.
AAACUACCCCGUUUAGAUUUUAUUGCAUUAGAGCUCGAAGCUGGAGAGAGUCACAUUAGCAUGGGUUAGCACAGACACACCACGUGUUUCUCCAGCGGAUCAAAUACUCAACGAGUGCCACUUUUAAAACCGAUCAACAUCUCAUUACACUGCGAUCGGUACCAGGACAUCGAUCCUAAACACUAACGAGAGAUGCGCAGAGCAGUUACAGGAUGUUUGAUGCUGGUGUAUGUUGUUGCUCUUCUGGCCGAGCAGGCAGAGGGACACAUCGCCUUCUUCAGCCCUAAAGAGAUGAGAGAGCUCAGGGAGAAGGAGGGAAGGAAGGAUGCUGAUCCAAGAGCGGAGGGGGUUUUGAUUGACGAGAUGUCUCUAGAUGAAGAAGAGUCAGUGGGCCAGCCUGUGGAAAUAGGGCAGAAACUGGCUGCUAAAAAGGGCCACAUUGGAUCUGCUUUCGAUAAGAUGCUGCAGAGCAUCGUAGAAGAGCCAGAGACCGUGAAAUAAAACCAGCAUUUUUAUCUGCAUUCAUUGACUAUUGCAGACUGAUGAUUCAACAUUUGUUGUAAGCACACGUUUUGUCUAUGAGUGUAAUAAAAUUAAAUUGCAUGCAAA